This is a messenger RNA of Octodon degus (degu), 1077 nucleotides long. RefSeq names its product G protein-coupled receptor 20 (gene Gpr20). Gene Ontology annotation, molecular function: G protein-coupled receptor activity. Gene Ontology annotation, biological process: positive regulation of Rho protein signal transduction; phospholipase C-activating G protein-coupled receptor signaling pathway. Lineage: Eukaryota; Metazoa; Chordata; Mammalia; Rodentia; Octodontidae. The transcript has a single exon. The record is from RefSeq and is a predicted model, not a curated record. Gene Ontology annotation, cellular component: membrane. Bases 1 to 1077 code for a protein of 358 amino acids.
AUGCCCUCUGAGUCUCCAGCAGACCCCUGGGCUGUGGCUGCCCCCAACGCCACCGUGGCGGCGGCAUGGACCAAUGCCAGCGCGCCGGAGAAGGCCCUGUUCCACAUGUUCGCCCAGCUGGACGAGGAGCUGCACAGCACCUUCCCGGGCCUCUGGCUGGCACUGAUGGUCUUGCACAGCGUCAUCUUCCUGGUGGGGCUGGUGCUCAACGGACUGGCGCUGUACGUAUUCUGCUGUCGCACCCACGCCAAGACACCAUCGGUCAUCUAUACCAUCAACUUGGUGGUCACCGACCUGCUGGUGGGUCUGUCGCUGCCCACACGCUUUGUGGUCUUCUACAGUGCACGUGGUUGCCUCCGCUGCGCCUUCCCCCACGUCUUUGGCUACUUCCUCAACAUGCACUGCUCCAUCCUCUUCCUUACCUGUAUCUGUGUGGACCGCUACCUGGCCAUUGUGCAGCCUGAUGGCUCUCGCCGCUGGCGCCAGCCAGCUUGUGCCAGGGCCAUGUGCACCUUUGUGUGGCUGGCAGCCGGCACUGUGACCCUGUCUGUGCUGGGAGUGACGACGGGCGGGCAACCUUGUUGCCAUGUCUUCGCCCUGACUGUCCUGGAGUUCCUGCUGCCCCUGAUGGUCAUCAGCGUGUUCACGGGCCGCAUUGUGUGUGCACUGUCGCGACCUGGCCUGCUGCGCCAGGGCCGCCAGCGCCGUAUGCGGGCCAUGCAAUUGCUACUCACGGUGCUCGUGAUCUUCCUGGUGUGUUUCACACCCUUCCAUGCCCGCCAGGUGGCCGAGGCCCUAUGGCCCGGCCUGCCUCGCCACACAAGCCUCGUGAUCUACCAUGUGGCUGUGACCCUCAGCAGCCUCAACAGCUGCAUGGACCCCAUCGUCUACUGCUUCGUCACCAGCGGCUUCCAGGCCACCGUCCGAGGCCUCUUCCACAGGCAUGGAGCAGAGUGUGAGGCCAGUGGCAACAUGGUUAUCAUGCACAAGAGUGUCAAGGGCUCGAGCUCCCACCACAUCCUCAGCGCAGGACCACGGGCCCUCGCACAGGCCCUGGCUAAUGGGCCUGAGCCGUAG